Carya illinoinensis is the source of this 2141-nucleotide messenger RNA. RefSeq lists its product as uncharacterized. The record is from RefSeq and is a predicted model, not a curated record. Lineage: Eukaryota; Viridiplantae; Streptophyta; Magnoliopsida; Fagales; Juglandaceae. The coding region runs from base 644 to 1654 and encodes 336 amino acids. The transcript has 6 exons.
CACAACACGCGGCGAAACGAACGUUCACAACCUCGACACCUUUUUCCUUCCUUUGAACAGUCACUCGAAAAAUAAUUUAUCUUCUCAAAGCACUCUCUUUCUUCCUACCCGUCACUAUCUCUAUCCUCUGUAUCCUUUCAGUCUUAAAAGAACAAACGAAUUUAAGUCCGUUUUCUGCUUCGAGCUCAAUCAAUUAAUAUAUUCUUCCAAGAUUUUCAAAGGUCAAUGUUGGAUUCUGAUCUCCGCUCGCACUUUCUGAACUAGAACGAACGUUUAACUCUCCAUCUUCAUCGUCUGCUCCUCCUUCUUCACUUUUCCUUAAUUAAAGUGGAGGGAUUGGGAUUAAAGAGUAGAGUUUGAGGUGCUCUCUGUCUCUUCCUCUUCUAUCCUUUUUCUUCUUUAUUAAUGGUUCUGGAUGGUGACAAUGCCCUUUUCCGUUAAAAAGGAAAGUGAAUUUCUUGUUCUGGGUACAUUCCAUGUUUGGACUUUGGUUACCCAUUUUGAGAGAACUAGCUCAAAAGGGCAUCCCAAAACACAACCCAUAAUUCAAGCCGUUGGAUAAUCACUCACGACCUUUACCAAUUCGUUUUUCCUAUAUAAACGUUCUUUGCUGUUUCAGAGGGUUUUCAAACAGUACCUAUCAAUGUCUUCUCUCACAUCGUUUUGUUCCUCAAAUCUGGAGCUGUUUCUUCAUCACGUGACCCCCACGGUUCCCUCACGACCACUUCCUCAGAGCUGCUUUAAUGAUCUAAAUAUCCUCUGGCAACCACCUGGUAAAGACAUAAUUGAAUACUUCACGUUGAGGGAUCUCUGGGACUGCUAUGACGAAUGGAGUGCAUAUGGUGCUGGCACCCCAGUACUGAUGAGUGGUCGUGAAACCGUGAUGCAGUACUAUGUUCCUUAUCUAUCUGCCAUUCAGAUAUACACUAACAAAUCAGGUGCCACUUCCAGGAAUCGUAAAGAUGACAGUGAUGUGGCAGAAUUUGAAAGUGAUUCUUGGAGUGAUGACAGUGGGAGUGAUAAUCUAUCAAGGUCGCUAAGCAACCACUCUAGCAAGGCUUGGGAUGCGGUUUCUGAAGAUUCAAGCUUAGAGCAAGAGGGUUCAUUGGCAAUGAAGGAUAGGCUUGGCUGCCUUUACUUACAUUACAUUGAAACCGCUUCCCCCUACUGGAGAGUCCCAUUCUCGGACAAGAUAACUGAAUUAUCUCAAAGUAGCCCCGCGUUAAUGACACUCAAGAGUGUGGAUCUUUCCCCUGCGAGUUGGAUGGCUGUUGCUUGGUAUCCUAUUUAUCACAUUCCAAGUCAGAAAAAUGAAAAGGAUUUGUCGGCAUGCUUCCUCAGUUAUCAUACUUUGUCCUCAACUUUCCAAGACGAUACAUUGGAGAAUGUUGACACCAAUAUCAAACAUGCUAAGUGCCAUCAUGAAGUAAUGGGAAACGUAGGACAGAAAUCUAAGGAAGAAAGCAAUGGUGGGAUUUCUCUUCCUCCCUUUGGUCUAGCUACUUACAAGUUACAAGGAGAUCUUUGGAUAAAGCCACAGACAUCUGAUCGUGAAAGGAUAAUCCAUCUCUACAGCGCUGCAGAUUCGUGGUUGAAGCAGCUCAGCAUCCAACACCAUGACUUCAACUUCUUCACUUUUCAUGCCACCAUGUAAGUUAGCAUGCUUCCUUCCGUUCAGUGCUCUAGCAAAGUCCUAUUAAAAUGUUCCCCAGCUUAAGUGCUGAAACAUUAACAAACUACAAGCUCGAAUGCAAAAUUUAAUUCGGUAGAAUAGAUUGCUUCCGAAGUUCUGUGCGAGGCAGACUGUACAUUUUGUUUAGUAAUUUACAACAGACUUAGAUAGAGGAAGAAGUUGAGAGGCACGUUGGUUUAUUUUCCUUUUGGCUCCUAAUUUUUUUGGUCUUCAUGGAGUUUAUGUGGAUAAAUAUAUCAUGUCUAUAGGCUGAUCAUCAACCUUUUACAUGAUAUGCUUUUUCAUUUCCAGAAAGAAUGUGUAUAUAUGAACUACUUUUGUCCAAUAUGUUUCUCUUUGCUGGAAUAUGGAGGCCUCAGUUUACAGUUUGUUGGUGUUUGUUUUUAUUAAGAACCUGAAAAGGGAAUAUAACAGAGGGCAAUAACUACUGAUCUGGAGAUCAAGAACA